AAGCAGUCCGCAGGGAGUACCGGGAGAAUGUGUUCAUUCGUGAGAGUGGGGUCCCCCAAAGCUUUGCAGACUCCAGCUUCCCCGUUAGAGAUGAGUUCCCUGGGAAGUACAAGGGAACCUGAAGUCACGGAGGUCGGAGUCACCCAAGUACAAAAGGACGAUUUCAGAGACAGGAUACUUAAGGGAUCAAAAUCUCCCAAGGAGCUGGGGUUCGAAAUAGGACUAGGACAAGAUCGAAGACGGAGGGAGAGAAUGGCAUCAGAAACAAAAUCGCCACCUUGCCAGGCCCCUGGUGUAGGAUUAGAGAGCCACACCGUUUCUAGGACGCCCAUGGAGAAGGGUAAUUUAGGACUCCACAGAGGCUCCAUCUUUCAGGAAUCAAAACCUCUGGAUAUUUUACCAGGAACAGUGGGAUCAGAACACAAGGGCCUUCCAACUCGGCUUCCCCAUGAAGGGACACUACAGCCUCCUUUGAGCACAGUGUAUUCAAGUCCACAGGCCGCGGGGAGCACAGGGGGGCCUGUGGCCAGCGGAUCUGCCCCGACGGAUGCUGUAGAGGAAAAGCAGGCUGAUGUAGGUUUGGAUGUCAGAAAACAGAAGAAAGAGCCCACCUGUGUUGUGGUGAACCCCUACAGGGAGACACCUCCUGAGGGUGUCGACAUCGGCUUGCCGCAAACCCAGGAACCAGGAGAAGCCAAGAUCGCAGAGCCUCAAAUAGGCUUAGUAACAGAACUUUCUGAGUGUCCAUUUGUGCAACCACCUGAAGAGAAAAAGGAGCCCACAACCACGGAACCUGGAGUGGAGCCUCCAACCCACAUCAGACCCAUAUAUUCUGGGAAAUUCUUUGAUCGGAUGCCUUGCUGGCCAAGCGCAGGAAAAGUUAAGCCAGUUGGAUACAGAGUUGCAACCUGCUUGACUGAAAAGCUUCCCAGGCUUAUUACUCCCCCAUCAGCAAAGAAGUAUUACAACUUCAGAUAUCCACCUCCCGGAGAAGAAAGAGUAUUUUAUGGCAGAGCAAAGGAUCCCCAAAUUGCACCUUAUUUGACACACGGAAUAAGAUCUAAAAUUUCAGUACCGAUGAGCGCCUUGGUAAACCCACAGCCCCUUACCACGUUUCAACAGAAAAUUAAAGACAAAAAAGAAUCCAUAUAUCUUAGCAAUCAACGAGCACCAUUGGAAAAAUCUCAUGAUCAAACACCAGGAUUGCCUAAAGGACUGGAUGUAACCAAUACAACAUUUGGGACACCAAUUAUCAGAGAACUGACUGCUCGUGACACUGUGAAUCCACCAAAAUCCUUUGAGGACGUGUUUAAAGAAGGAGAGGAAGGACACAAUUUGUACAUUGUCUCUCACCAUGAUUACUUCGCAGGAGAAGCAAAGAACCGAAAGUAUAACCCAGCAAGUUUCCAUAGGUUUAAUUUAUAUGGAGUGCCAACACCGCAUUUUAAUGAUGGACGCACCAUGGCCAAAACUUUACAUUGGCACCAUGAACUACAAAUGAAAAGAGGAGCUAAAAUUGUAUCCAAAAGAGUUGAUGACUUCAAAGAAAAGUUUCAACACAAACUUGGAAGAGUUUUAGACCCCAUUGCAGAAACUAUGAGCAUUCCCCCAGGCCACACAUUUGGAGCUUGCCUCAAGCCUGAGGAAUAUGGAGUUGGCGAUCUCAUCCAUUACCGAGUCCCAGGUGAAUAUCUUCGUGGGAAGGACCGCCAGAGAGCCCUGAUCACAGCUGCUCGCCACCACUUGAAGAAAUUUAAUUACCAGCACUUUGACACUUUGCUGUUGGCUUUCAGGCACUAUGACAAGAAAGGAGAUGGUAUGAUUGACAGAGAAGAACUGCAUGAAGCUUGUAACCAGGCCAACCUGCAUCUAGACAAGAUGCUCCUGGACCAGCUGUUUGACUACUGUGACGUGGAUCAGGAUGGCCUGAUUAACUACUUGGAAUUUGCCAAUUUCCUUAACUGGAAAGACAAAGUGCCCCUCAAAGAGUACGAGAAGAGGGUCAUUAUUAAAGGUAGAAAACAAAACUGUGAAAACAUUACUGAGACCAGCAUGAGGGAAGUUGAACCAACUCUUCUGAUAAAGCCUGAAGAUAUCGUUCCAAAAGAACCAGGAAGUUCAGAAGAGACACUCCGGAUGCUCUUGAGACCAAGUGACAAAGUGUCUAACUACUAUAAGACAUCUUCUUCUGACAUCAAUGCGGCUGUUGGAGCUGUUCCUGCUAUAUGUUACCCCAUAUAUGGUGUUCCAACCAUUCGAUCUGACAUUCCUGCUCCCCGGACUUGUCGAAUCAGUGACAGGAAUAAUUAUGGUGAAGAGGGUAAUGCUUACUCGCUGCUGCACCCCUCCAUUUUCUCCCGGAAAGGUGUAUUUGAGAGGGACUUCUUCAAGACCAGAUCAAAGGAAGAGAUUUCAGAUAUAUUAACUAACAUUGGAGUAAAGCUUUCUGAAGAAGAGUUUGAAAAUGUAUGGAAUCUCGCAUCGAAGAAACACCGGAGAGGAGAAGUUUGUGUUGAGACCAUCAGGAACGUUCUAGAUGAGCUGCUGCAUGCAGAACGAGCCAAGUGUAAAACAGUCAUGUGAUAUUUUGGGAACUUACACAUUUAAGCAAAAUAGAUUAAA
Molecule: messenger RNA, 2622 nt
Organism: Acomys russatus (golden spiny mouse)
Lineage: Eukaryota; Metazoa; Chordata; Mammalia; Rodentia; Muridae
Gene: Efhb
Product: EF-hand domain family member B
Exons: 13
Coding region: 28-2583 (851 amino acids)
Molecular function (GO): calcium ion binding
Source: RefSeq, a predicted model, not a curated record